Hyaena hyaena (striped hyena) is the source of this 1800-nucleotide messenger RNA. It is a transcript of the gene PEX11B, whose product is annotated as peroxisomal biogenesis factor 11 beta. The record is from RefSeq and is a predicted model, not a curated record. The transcript is spliced from 4 exons. Gene Ontology annotation, cellular component: peroxisomal membrane. NCBI's taxonomy places the organism in Eukaryota, Metazoa, Chordata, Mammalia, Carnivora, Hyaenidae. The coding region runs from base 196 to 975 and encodes 259 amino acids. Gene Ontology annotation, biological process: regulation of peroxisome size; peroxisome fission.
CGCACAGAAACACGGCAGCUGCUGGCCCAGGACGAAGCUUUUCGUUCUGAAAUUCCGCUUCCGAGGCCGGCCCCCCUCCUCGUCUUUUCUGACGACGCUUGUCCCUCGCGAGACGCCGUCGGCUCUUCCAGGAGGCGUGCCUGGGGGCGGGAAGCGGGGCGGGAGCGCGGCUGCGGAGCCGGGACGGCCGCUGUCAUGGACGCCUGGGUUCGCUUCAGUGCCCAGAGCCAGGCCCGGGAACGGCUGUGUAGGGCGGCCCAGUAUGCCUGUUCCCUUCUUGGCCACGCGCUACAAAAACACGGGGCCAGCCCCGAGCUACAGAAACAGAUUCGGCAGCUGGAGAGUCAUCUGAGCCUGGGAAGAAAGCUUCUACGCCUGGGUAACUCGGCCGAUGCCCUUGAGUCGGCCAAACGAGCUGUACACCUGUCAGAUGUUGUCCUGAGAUUCUGCAUCACGGUUAGUCACCUCAAUCGAGCUUUGUACUUCGCCUGUGACAACGUGCUGUGGGCUGGAAAAUCUGGACUAGCUCCCCGUGUGGAUCAGGAGAAGUGGGCCCAGCGUUCAUUCAGGUACUAUCUGUUUUCCCUCAUCAUGAACUUGAGCCGGGAUGCCUAUGAGAUUCGCCUACUGAUGGAACAAGAGUCUUCAGCUUGUAGCCGGCGACUGAAGGCUCCUGGAGGAGGAGCCCCAGGAGGAAUUGGAAAUGCAGGCCCUGGUGGUCCAGCAUCUCCAGGAAGAGGCUUGCCUCAUCUGGCUCUCAAGCUUCAGCUCCGGGUCCUACUCUUGGCCCGGGUCCUUCGAGGCCAUCCCCCUCUUCUGCUGGAUGUGGUCAGAAAUGCCUGUGAUCUCUUCAUUCCACUGGACAAACUAGGCCUCUGGCGCUGCGGCCCUGGGGUUGUGGGGCUCUGUGGCCUUGUGUCCUCCAUCUUGUCUCUUCUUACCCUCAUCUGCCCUUGGCUAAGACUCAAGCCUUGAUGAGGAUAAGGUACAGGAUUAGGAGAGGAUCUCAGUGGGUGAGAUGGAUCUUAGGUCAUGCCCAAUAUUCCUGUCUCCUGCUAAUCCUACUCCUUGGGGAAAGUGAAAAUCCCAGGAUCUAGGGGUAGAGAGAGGAGCUUCGGGGAAGGCGAGGUGAGGGGACUUGUGACGUCAACGGGGUGAUUCUGAUGCUCAGAUCUUCGGAGCUUUUGUUUCUUCCUCCUCCGUUGCAAUGUCUGUGUCUUUCUUGACCCCUUUUACUCUGUCUCUUCUAAGUCUAUUUGGGAUUCUGUCUCUACAUCCUUUUUUUUUUUUUUUUUUUUUUCUUUUUUACCGUCUCCCGUUGGCUGUCCUAGGAAUUUUCAGCAGCAGCAGAAUUACACUUUUUUGGUAAGGGGAGGUAGAAGGGGUGGCCUGUAAGGUUCUCACUGCCUUCAUCUUUUCCCUCACAAAGGUGACUGGUGGCAGAUUUUAUCCCUUUCACAUGCCACCAGAGCAUAAUUUUAAAGACUUCUGUCCCAGUGGACUCUCCCCCUCAGCCACCGUGGUGGUUCAGCGGUUCCUCCUUGACGUCUACCUCACCAGCCUCCCUCGGGCCUCGGCCCUGCCCUCUGCUCACGCCCACAGAUUUCUGCGCACCCUUUCAUUUCAGGGCCUUGCUCCCCAGCCUGCCCCGGCCCCUUCUUUGCCUGUGCGGAAUGAUGCUGUGUGCGGCAUCUUGCUGUAAAUACUGUACAGAGACUCCGUGUAAAUAGCUGUGGCCUGUGCCCACGAUGGGGAGCGAGCCUCCCGGGUCAGUACAUUAAAGAUCGGUUUGCUCCUCGG